Molecule: messenger RNA, 2240 nt
Organism: Nelumbo nucifera (sacred lotus)
Lineage: Eukaryota; Viridiplantae; Streptophyta; Magnoliopsida; Proteales; Nelumbonaceae
Product: mitogen-activated protein kinase homolog NTF3
Biological process (GO): protein phosphorylation
Molecular function (GO): ATP binding; MAP kinase activity
Source: RefSeq, a predicted model, not a curated record
UUUCCACACAAAGGAAUCCAAGAAACUGAUGGAGUGAUAGCUGUCGUUGGCGGAGACAGAAUCGGGGGUGUUUCUGUUACUGUUACGCGCCACGCCAAAUUAUCCCCUCAUUUUGCUUUUUUUCGCUUAAUCUCUUUCGCCCUUCUAACGCGACUAGAAGAUAUGUCCAAGGAUCGAAUUCCUUCAAAGAGAUCUUCACAACUCUGUCUCGAAUUUUUCAUACAAGAAGAUAUGUUCAAGGAUCGAAUUCCUUCGGAUCUGUGAUUAUUCUGGCGGGAAAAAAUGAAGAAAGGAGGUUGUCGGGCUUGGGAUAAUUAGGGUUUAAUUUCCGAGAGUAGGAGGUUUUACGUGGGAGAUUUGGGAAUUGUUCAAAAUUUGAGUGUUUAAAGUGGGGAAUUCGAGGGGGGAAAAAGGGUUCCUGCGAGUUGUUUGGCGGAUGAGAGGUUUUGAAGGUUUGAAUGGGGGUUCCAGAAGGAGUGAGGUUUUCACUUUGAUUUGGAGAAAUUUGGAAAUUUUUCCUUGAGAAUCUCCAUAACGGGGAGAGCAGUGGAGCUCGAUUUCGAGGAACGAGGGAGGAUCUCAGUUUCAGAGCAUGUAGGACAGUCAAGUGCAGCAUUAUUUUCUGCAACGAGGAUUUUUUUUUUUUUCUGAAGAUUUUAAUAGAUUCUAAACUCGCAUAAGGAAAGAAGAGGAAACAGAAUAACGGCAGAAAGAGAGAGCAACUGAAUUACAGAAGAUCAAAGCGGGAACUGCUAAAAGCGAAGAACAACAAGCCUCUUUUUGAAAAUCUCUCGAGCUUUUUUUCGUAACAAGGAGAUGGCAACUUUGGUGGAACCCCCGAAUGGGGUCGGAUCCCGAGGGAAGCAUUACUACACCAUGUGGCAAACCCUGUUUGAGAUUGAUACCAAGUAUGUGCCGAUCAAGCCCAUUGGUAGAGGAGCCUAUGGUAUUGUGUGCUCUUCUGUAAACAAGGAAACAAAUGAGAAAGUUGCAAUUAAGAAGAUCCAUAAUGCCUUUGAGAAUCGUGUUGAUGCACUGAGAACUCUGCGGGAGCUGAAGCUUCUCCGGCACCUUCGACAUGAAAAUGUGAUUGCUCUGAAGGAUGUUAUGAUGCCCAUCCACAGGAAAAGUUUCAAGGAUGUUUACCUGGUCUACGAGCUCAUGGAUACGGAUCUUCACCAGAUUAUCAAGUCCUCCCAGGCACUUUCCAAUGACCACUGUCAGUAUUUUCUCUUCCAGUUGCUUCGUGGACUGAAGUACCUCCACUCAGCAAACAUUCUCCAUCGGGACCUGAAGCCCGGAAAUCUCCUUGUUAAUGCAAAUUGUGAUUUGAAGAUCUGUGACUUUGGUCUGGCACGCACCAGCAGUGGGAAGGACCAAUUCAUGACUGAGUAUGUUGUGACCCGCUGGUACCGAGCCCCAGAGCUCCUCCUAUGCUGUGAAAACUAUGGGACUUCUAUUGAUGUCUGGUCUGUUGGUUGCAUCUUUGCUGAGCUUCUUGGCCGCAAGCCUAUUUUCCCUGGCACAGAAUGCCUCAAUCAACUUAAAUUGAUCAUUAAUGUCCUUGGCAGCCAGCGUGAGGUUGAUCUUGAAUUCAUUGAUAACCCAAAGGCUAGAAGAUACAUCAAAUCACUCCCAUAUUCCCAAGGGAAGCCCUUCUCCCAAUUGUAUCCUAAUGCCAAUCCUUUGGCAAUUGACUUACUGAGCAGGAUGCUUGUCUUUGAUCCAACAAAGAGAAUCAGUGUUACUGAAGCUCUCCAACAUCCAUACAUGUCUCCUUUGUAUGACCCAAAUUGCAAUCCUCCUGCUGAGGUCCCAAUCGAUCUUGACAUAGACGAGGAUCUAGGGGAAGAUAUGAUUAGGGAGAUGAUGUGGAAGGAAAUACUUCAUUACCAUCCGGAAGCUUCUUCAACCAAUGCAUAGCUCAUGGAAGAAUGUUUUGUUUGGUAGGAGAGGCUAUUGCUGUGAAACCAGUAUUCUCUUUUUCCUUUUUAUUUGACCUUUUCUUAAUUUGAAGCACGCAUAUUAGGCUUGUAACAGUAAUGUACAAGACUCGAGAUUUUGUUUUAAGAGUUGUUUUAUGAGUUUGAGCUUCCUCUGCAUGAUAGGUGGCCAUAAAUUGUAUAUAGGUGUGGUGUUGUAUGUGGUAUUGAAGACUUAUCUCCCUUUGUACAUCCAUGGUGAAAUUAUGACUGUAUUAUGAGCAUAUGACUAAUAAACUCUGAUUAUCUCUUUAUAUA